UUUUGAGCCAACACUCGCAUUCACAUCAACAAAGUAAACAAAAAAUGGCUCUAGACUUUUCUGCAACGUAUAAACUUUUAGUUUUAGGCGAUUCUAAUGUAGGCAAAACGUGUAUUGUGCAUAGAUAUUGUGAUGAGAGAUAUUACGAUAUUUACAUAUCCACAAUAGGCAUAGACUUCAAACAAAAGAUCAUAAAUCUCGAUGGCGUUCCGAUCAAGCUCCAGAUAUGGGAUACUGCAGGCCAAGAGAGGUUCCGUACGCUAACCACUGCUUACUACAGAGGUGCUAUGGGCAUUAUUCUUAUGUAUGAUAUCACCAAUCUCGAAUCGUUCAACCAUUUGUCGUAUUGGCUGAGGAACAUUCAAGAGUAUGCAUCCCCAGAUGUUAUUAAAGUAUUAGUUGGCAACAAAUGCGAUGUUCACGAGAAUCAUCGAGCUGUACCCAAAGAAAGGGGACAAAAGAUCGCCGAUGAUUUUGAUAUGCCUUUUUUCGAGGUAUCAUGUAAGAGCAACAUAAAUAUUGAAGAAGCAUUCUUGACGUUAGCGAGAAAGAUUAGAGAAUACAGAGAGACUAAGGCCGACGCAUUUGAAUUGAAGGAGAGGGACAAUGUGAUAAAACCAUCGGAGUCCGAAACAGACGUGUCAAAAUGUAGCUGUUAGCCAGUAUUAGCAUAUUUCUUAUUGGAUUUGUGUACAUUUCAACAGACAUGUAUAUACAUAUGUGAGGAUUGACAAAACACUGAUAUGUCUGUUUUAAUUGCACCAGGUUGAUUUACUGUAUGUGUAACUCACAUAGGCAGCAAUAACUGUAACAUAGGAAUUCCUCAAUUCUGAUUUCUAAUAAAAAUGUCGAUAAAGUAGACAUUUAUUUAACACGAUUUAAAAUGAAAGUUUUAUCAAAUACGCAGAACUCUUGUCAAUAGCAAAAUUUUUCACAUUUAUUUAUUAUUUACGCAAUAAUAUGCUAGUAAUUGUACACACACACACUAAAAUUGGUACAAAAUGUUUUGUCAUAAAAUUAUCAUUACUAGCCCACUGCAGUCCACUGCUUGACACAGGCCUAUGCCAAGGUACAGUAUUCAGCCCUUCUCGUUCGUUUUUUACCCUCCACCCUACGUAUGUCGUCGCUUCACCUAGCUGCGUAGCUAUAAUAUACUUACCAAUAAAUAUAUAACGCCGACAUAGAUAUCGCCCACCUCUCUGUCACCAGUUGAUUGUCUCUACGAGAGUUACACAUGUAAGACGUUUUAUAAGAACUAUAUCUUCUAAACAAGUGGCUAUAUAUGUAUUUAAAAAAAAACUAAUUAUACCGGUUAGCCGAAAAGGAUAUACGACGUCAAAAGCUAGGUAGAAUAAUCAUAAACCUGAACGUCACAAUGAAAUAAAAUGGAAAAUUUUCAAUACUAAGUUGAUCACGUGAUCGCGUAAUUCAUAUGAAGUUUUCGAAAAUAACUUAUUUUCUGCUUUACUUGGCAGAAUUGUUCGUUUUAUUAAUUCUAUCAGUGAAUUGCUAUACCCUUUGCACAUAACUAUGUAUAGUCACUUGCUUGAAGCAUUUAUAUUGAAAUAUAGGGGCAUAAGGAGUUUAUGGUUUGAAAUCAUAGUGAAUAUAGCCCCUAAUUAGUAAUCUAGAGCUAGCUUCUCGCAUAUUCUGUGUGCUAUUUUGCGUGUAACAACUGUCGCAAUUUCUGAUCGCACUGCAAUUGUGGAUUAUUAAUAUCUAUUUCUAACUUGAUCCAUUAUAAAACUAUUAUAGCAAUUUUACUGGCCUUAGAAUAUUUCUCAACAAAGAUAACAUACAGAUCGACCCACUUAUUUCUUUAGGAUGCUACCUAUAUGGCGCUGAAAAAAACAUUUGAGAGUACAUAUUGAUUUAUAUUACAUUACGAGAGUAGACAUUGAUUUGAAGUUUUUUAAAUCACUGACAUAUAAUUUCCAUCUCUUUUAAAAAAAAUGGUUCUUCAGUAUUUAUUAAAGGUUAGUUCUUUAUAAUAAUAUCAGAUAAGAUAAAAAUGAUUUUCAUGAUAUCAUUACUAAUAAAUAUAUAUCAGUAGGUAUUUUCCAAACUAUAGGUCGCGAGUGGCCAUGAAACCACUGAACCUGACAAUCACUAAUAGUUUCUGCUCUUUUUGUGUAUGCAGAUU
Achroia grisella is the source of this 2143-nucleotide messenger RNA. It is a transcript of the gene RabX4, whose product is annotated as ras-related protein Rab-8A. The record is from RefSeq and is a predicted model, not a curated record. Gene Ontology annotation, molecular function: GTPase activity; GTP binding. The transcript is spliced from 5 exons. The coding region runs from base 45 to 659 and encodes 204 amino acids. NCBI's taxonomy places the organism in Eukaryota, Metazoa, Arthropoda, Insecta, Lepidoptera, Pyralidae.